AUGUUUUGGAUCAAUGACCCGAAGGUCCAGCAGGCCAUGAAGGACCAAGCGGCGAAGACCGGCAAGGACGCCAUGUCGAUGCUGCAGGAUCCUGAGGUGCAGAAGCAGAUCCUGGCCACCUGCCAGGAGAAGUUCCCGGCCUACGCUGCGGAGGCGCAGCAGAAGAUCUCGGCGUUUUGCAGAGAUCCCGAGGUGCAAGCCGCGGCGAAGAAGUACGCUUCCAUGGCGGGGGCGUACGUGGCCAAGGUUGGGAGCCAGGCCGGCAGCUUGCUGGUGGCCCAGAUCGAGCAGGGCCCGGCGGGCAUUCGCUUCUUGUGCUUCCUGGGCAGCUGUGGCUCGGUGGCCAACGGGGUGCUGAAGCUGAUCUCCAUCGCCCGGAUCAUGCACGAGCCGGUGAAGUAUGUGCUCUCCAUUUACCAGUUGGUCUUCAGCCUCACCACCAUGCUUUUUGAGGCGCCGCCGGAGUACAUCGCCAAGAUCCCGGGCCUGAACGAGUACCAGGACCUGCUUUUGGAGAAGUGCAAGUUCCUCUCUGAGACUCUUGGCCGGGGCGUGUUCUAUAUCUUCCAGGGCACGCUAUGGCUUUGCUUCGCUUCCCUGACGGACGUGCUGGAUCUGGCGGCGGGCUUCACGCUGGUGUGCUGCGGGGCGCUGAAUUUGCUCAUGCACUGCGGAGGCCUUGCCACGCUCACGGAGAAGGUGAAGAAGGAGAGCCUCGAGCUCGAUGCAGCCGACGAGGACCUUAGCCGCACCAACGAGCUGAUGACGACCUUCGGCGAGGCUCGCGACGAGACCUUUUCCUUCAUCAACGAGACGGUGCCAAAGGUGUUGGACACGCCGCUGCAGAGCUCCCCGACCUUUGAGGUAGAGAGUCAGAGGUCAGCUUUCGGGCACAAGGUCUUUAGCUUCUCGGGCGAGGAGCCCAGCAUCAAGAUGGAGAGUGGAUGGAGCUCUGGCAACCUGCAGGACCCGGCUCCGGCCUUCGCCGCGUACGAGUUUCAGAAGCCCGUAGGCGAGCGCCUGGUGAUGUCGUCGCCCUACAGCGAGCUGGCGCCCUUGAAGCCGACGUGUUCGGUUAAACCGAGGGAGCGCAAGGAGCCCUGCGAAGAGGAUUGCGACAAGGAGAAGUUCGGGGCGGAGGAGAAGGGCCCGAGAGAGGAGAAGGUCUGCGGGCUGGACCCGAAGCCCGCGUUACCAGCGGCUCUUGCCGCGUCCACGCUGAUGGGUGGGCUGUGCAUGAUGGUGCUUCAGAUCCCUUUGCUGAGUCAGAUCACCCACUGGCCCCGGAUGGUGCUCUCUGUGAGCUUUGCUCUGCUCUGUGCAGUGACCUUGGGGUGCAUGAUCUACUGCAUCUUCGCGGACCCGGGCCAGGCUCGGAAGACCCGGAACGCGCCCCACGCGUCUGACCUCGAGGAAGCGAAACCGACUCGCACGCACAAGUCCUGGCUCUACAGUCGGCCCAUCCGGCGCUAUGACCACUACUGCCGGUGGCUGAUGAAUGUCAUUGGCCUGCUGAACCACCGGGAGUUCUUCGUGAUGCUGCUUGGCCUGGCCUCCAUCGCGCUGCUGGGCCUGGUGGUGGACCUCUUCCUGGCGGUGGCCUUCCUCGCGAACCUCGCGGAAACGGGGGCGACCAAGACGAGCGCGGCGGCGCUGGGGGUGGGGCUGCAUUUGGCCUACUCAGUGGUGCUCAUGAGGUUCGAAGGCCCCAUUCUCCUGAUCCAUGUGGGGUUGAUCAGCCGGAACGAGACGGCCAACGAGUGGAAGAAGGACAUCUUCUACGUGGCAUACAACACGAAGCACGGAGACAAAGUGCCUGUUGAGGACUUGGACUCCGACGAACACAACGAGCUCUUUGACCGCCAAGCCUUCGUCUAUGACCCCACAAGGAACUCUUUCGACCGUGGCUGCCCGACCAACUGGUGGAACUUCUGGUGCAAACCUCGCUGGUCAGAGGCUGAGCAAGGGGAUUUCUGA
Messenger RNA from Effrenium voratum, 1977 nucleotides. The record is from the annotation of a GenBank genome assembly. Lineage: Eukaryota; Dinophyceae; Suessiales; Symbiodiniaceae.